Molecule: messenger RNA, 762 nt
Organism: Bemisia tabaci
Lineage: Eukaryota; Metazoa; Arthropoda; Insecta; Hemiptera; Aleyrodidae
Source: RefSeq, a predicted model, not a curated record
UAAUUGGCUCACGAUAGGGACACAGCUGACACAACUUUUCCACACACAAAGCGCACGCCCGGACACGCUUCUGCUAAAAGUUCUUCGACAGUCUUCCGAGUACAAGUUCUUCAGGCACAGCAAAAUUUGAAACCGAAAGUAAAAAUAACCCGAUCGGGACUUUAAACCUGAUUUCUGAUUUUCUUGAAUUCCUUGUGUGUGUUGACUCUCACGUUGUGAAAAAAUUUCCAAGAGAAGUCUCAUUUUUAAGUGCUGUUUCGACUCGAAGAGUAGGAUUAAACAUUUCCAAGAUGCUCAUGGAAACCAUAAAAUCGCCGGCUUUUGCAUUUAAAGCGGGUGAAUUGGCGCUGACAUUUAUCAGUAUCGUACUGGUGAUAGGACAAUAUUUUGGGUCACACAGCGUUUUCAGGAAUCAGAUCAUUGAUUUGACCUUAUUCAGCUACGUUUUCCUCAAUAUUCUCAUAAUGGCAGGACUUCUCCUGAACGAACCCGUCUCGCGACGAUUUACGUUUCUCAUCAGCGCUAUUGGCGGUCUUUUUUAUUUAGUAACGAGUUAUUUCCUCGUGGCUGAAUGGAUGGAAUUCAGUCAGAGUCAACUAUUAGCAUCGGGAGUCAUUGCGUUUAUCAACGGGAUCGUCUUCAUCGCCGAUUCGUAUUACGCCUUCGUUUACUUCGAGGAGUGAACGCCUCGCACCAGCAGCCCCUCACGCCUUUGUAAAAUAACCCGAAAUGUACAAUAAAACGCUUCGACUCUCCCACGUC